GCACAUGUAAGGAGACAGGCAGAGGUGCACAGCUCUCAGACACUCCACAGAUCUGCACUGCUGCGUCCGUUGCUUCUGUUAAGUGUCUUUUUUGAUCCUUUAAAAUACACUCCUUUUGUCUUGGUGUGUUCGUCUCAAACUUAAAUGUCAACAUGGGACUUCUGACUGCAGCUCUACUGUUUUUGUUUUAUGAAAAUGUUUGUGCUGUUCAGUUCAUGGCUCCUCUGAACAUGGGCGGUGUAACGGGACAGGUGCAGUUUGACUCCGUGUCCCAGAUGGCCACCCUCAACAUCUCGGGUGCCGGCUCCUGCUCCUCUUUGAACUUGUCCCUCACUGAGUUUCCUGUCAUGUACGGAAACGUGGCUCAGCCCUGCUCUGAAAGCCACAUCGGCCGCAGAUUUUUCAACUUCUCCGCUGACGGACCAAAUUCCACCGUCAGUGUCUCCGAGCUGUUUUCCAACAGGUCACGCCUAGAUGACUAUUCACUGAUCAUACGCACUUGUGACGGCACUGAAGUCUGUGCUGUUGUUAUUGGAGAUCAGAAGCUCUUAACACGCCAGGCCAGGUUCACCGGUUCCAUCGCUGGAAAUGUUUAUUUACGCUAUACUCCCGAACUAACCAACCAGUGGCUUCUCAUGGAUCUGGUUAGAGUUGAUCUGUUUGGAGUUGAUCAGAUUGACACAAAUAAUGUUGUAAUUAGUGGCUCUUCAAGCACUGCAGCAAACUGUGAAGAAUUUCUUCAGAACAUAAAUUCUCCACCAUUAAACAAUCUCAGCAAAGUAGCUCUGUCUCCCACUAUGCGACCGCAAAAGGUUCGAUUAGAUUUGAACAACUCAAAUGAAAACACACGCUUUUUUGUCUUCUCAUAUGGAACAGUUUCCCAGUGUGCUCAAAUCGAUGAUCUACCAGGAAAACAGGUUAGCGCCAUGAUCAAUAUGAAAGGCAUAAAAGGGUAUUUUAAAUUCCAACAGGAUUCUCCCUUCAGUGUAACAGAGCUGACUGUCAAUUUGACCAACUUACAAAGCAAAGUUGGUCCGUACCAUGUUCAUCUAUUCCCCGUCCCCUCUCUUAGGAAUCCUCUUUCUAGCCUUUGUUCAAACGAUAAUAUAGGUGGACACUUUAACCCUUUUGGACUAAACACUACAGACCCAAAUUAUCCACAAGGCCCAGGGUCUACCCAUGACAGAUAUGAAAUAGGGGAUCUUGGUACAAAACACAUGUCUUUAGCAGGUUUAACUGAAUUUGAAGGCAUGUUUGAAGACUAUAACCUGCCUUUGUAUGGUCAGAACAGUAUUGUAGGUCGUUCUGUAGUUAUUCAUGAAUUAGAUGGGGCUAGAUACGUUUGUGCUAGUAUUAGCUAUCCCGGAGAGGUGGUGGUAGCUAAAGCCACAUUCUUAAGUCCCGUUGUUGGUGAAGUUUGGUUCACUCAACUUAAAAACCAUCAUCUGUCUGAUGUUUCAGUCUUUUUGGAUUUAAGUUAUGGAAAUCCAGCUACAGCGCCGACCCAAAAUCACAACUGGCAUGUCCACACCUAUCCUAUAAGUUCUGAACGGGACGAUAGUGUUGGACGAUGUACCACGACAGGGGGGCAUUGGAACCCUUAUGGAGUAGACACAGAGAACAUGAACUAUAGCAUGUUCUGCAGUUCUGAGAGUCCUUUUUCUUGUGAAGUUGGAGAUUUUACGGGCAAAUUUACCACACUCAACUUGAGUGUCAAUGUGGGCAGAGUGGAGGCAAAACACUUCUUCACCGACGUAACUUCAUGGGUGCCUGGUAUUGCUGGAAGAUCUAUAGUCAUUCACCAAGCAGAACGAGCUGGCCCGAGGAUAGCUUGUGCCAAUGUCACAACAGUUCGGACGUCCAACGCAAGUCUACGAACCUGGUACGGACCCGGGAUGUCAAACGGAGAUAUUCAGUUUACUCAGUCCCUCCCAUUAGGUCCCACGGAGGUCAAUGUGUCUCUGACCAAUUUAAAUUCACUGGCAGGAGGUUAUCAUGUUCAUAUACUACCCAUAAUAUCUGGACAAUCAAAUCCCUGCUCUGACGCAAAUAUUCGCGGACACUUCAACCCUCUGAAUUGGGACAUCCAGAACUCCCCUGCUCCUGGGGUGGGCACCUUGGAUCAGUAUGAAGUGGGCGAUUUAAGUGGGAAGUUCGGGAUGCUGACGGGGCUUAACGAGUUGCAGGACGUUUUCUCAGAUGCCAACCUGCCCCUCACAGGACCCUAUAGUAUUGUGGGGAGGUCUGUGGUGGUCCACUACACUAAUGGAUCAAGAAUGCGUUGUGCUAAUAUCAGAACAAAUACAGACACAGAGGGACAGUGGGCCAUGGCUAAGGCCGUUUUCAACACUUCUCUGAAUGGGACUGUGACGAUGCGUCAGCAAGUAUUCCCCGAUGGAAGCAGCAUGGAUACUACUGUUGAAGUGGCUUUCAAUAUAUCUAGUGGAGUGAACACUACAAAUGCUACACUGUACAUCAUGACCAAUCGAAUAGGUGAACGUGGGUGCAGUGAAAAUGGAGGAGUGUACAAUCCCUUCAACAUGACAAACAUGAGCUCUACUUGUUCAAAGGCGAAUCCGCUGAGCUGUGUCAUCGGUGAGUUUUCUUUGAGGCAAGACCCGCUCAAUCUGACCCAGAGGCAGGUCUACACUGACUCCAGGCUACCCCUCACUGGAGACUUCACUGUCGUCCAUCGAUCUCUAGCUAUAAUGUCUGGGGACACCAUAAUAGCUUGUGCAGACAUCCUGCCAGAGUCCCGUUCAGCAGAGCAGACCUUCCCUAGAGUAACAAACUUCAGCAGAUAUGACUUCAGAAGUAGAGUGGCUGAUGUUCUGCAACUACAAACAUCACGAGUCACUAUUUUGCCUGGCUCUCCUCAGUCUGCAGAUAAUGAAGAAUGCCAGAAAGUCAACUUCAUGGUAGCAGGUGAUGUUGACCCCGAGCUCCUGAACUCUGUCAAAACAAGUGAGAAGAUGGGCUUGUUUCAAGAGUCAGAUCAAUGCUUGAAAAAUGUUUCUACUGUUCAGUUCAUAGCUCCUCUGAACAUGGGCGGUGUAACGGGACAGGUGCAGUUUGACUCCGUGUCCCAGAUGGCCACCCUCAACAUCUCGGGUGCCGGCUCCUGCUCCUCUUUGAACUUGUCCCUCACUGAGUUUCCUGUCAUGUACGGAAACGUGGCUCAGCCCUGCUCUGAAAGCCACAUCGGCCGCAGAAUUUUCAACUUCUCCGCUGACGGACCGAAUUCCACCGUCAGUGUCUCCGAGCUGUUUUCCAACAGGUCACGCCUAGAUGACUAUUCACUGAUCAUACGCACUUGUGACGGCACUGAAGUCUGUGCUGUUGUUAUUGGCGAUCAGAAGCUCUUAACACGCCAGGCCAGGUUCACCGGUUCCAUCGCUGGAAAUGUUUAUUUACGCUAUACUCCCGAACUAACCAACCAGUGGCUUCUCAUGGAUCUGGUUAGAGUUGAUCUGUUUGGAGUUGAUCAGAUUGACACAAAUAAUGUUGUAAUUAGUGGCUCUUCAAGCACUGCAGCAAACUGUGAAGAAUUUCUUCAGAACAUAAAUUCUCCACCAUUAAACAAUCUCAGCAAAGUAGCUCUGUCUCCCACUAUGCGACCGCAAAAGGUUCGAUUAGAUUUGAACAACUCAAAUGAAAACACACGCUUUUUUGUCUUCUCAUAUGGAACAGUUUCCCAGUGUGCUCAAAUCGAUGAUCUACCAGGAAAACAGGUUAGCGCCAUGAUCAAUAUGAAAGGCAUAAAAGGGUAUUUUAAAUUCCAACAGGAUUCUCCCUUCAGUGUAACAGAGCUGACUGUCAAUUUGACCAACUUACAAAGCAAAGUUGGUCCGUACCAUGUUCAUCUAUUCCCCGUCCCCUCUCUUAGGAAUCCUCUUUCUAGCCUUUGUUCAAACGAUAAUAUAGGUGGACACUUUAACCCUUUUGGACUAAACAUUACAGACCCAAAUUAUCCACAAGGCCCAGGGUCUACCCAUGACAGAUAUGAAAUAGGGGAUCUUGGUACAAAACACAUGUCUUUAGCAGGUUUAACUGAAUUUGAAGGCAUGUUUGAAGACUAUAACCUGCCUUUGUAUGGUCAGAACAGUAUUGUAGGUCGUUCUGUAGUUAUUCAUGAAUUAGAUGGGGCUAGAUACGUUUGUGCUAGUAUUAGCUAUCCCGGAGAGGUGGUGGUAGCUAAAGCCACAUUCUUAAGUCCCGUUGUUGGUGAAGUUUGGUUCACUCAACUUAAAAACCAUCAUCUGUCUGAUGUUUCAGUCUUUUUGGAUUUAAGUUAUGGAAAUCCAGCUACAGCGCCGACCCAAAAUCACAACUGGCAUGUCCACACCUAUCCUAUAAGUUCUGAACGGGACGAUAGUGUUGGACGAUGUACCACGACAGGGGGGCAUUGGAACCCUUAUGGAGUAGACACAGAGAACAUGAACUAUAGCAUGUUCUGCAGUUCUGAGAGUCCUUUUUCUUGUGAAGUUGGAGAUUUUACGGGCAAAUUUACCACACUCAACUUGAGUGUCAAUGUGGGCAGAGUGGAGGCAAAACACUUCUUCACCGACGUAACUUCAUGGGUGCCUGGUAUUGCUGGAAGAUCUAUAGUCAUUCACCAAGCAGAACGAGCUGGCCCGAGGAUAGCUUGUGCCAAUGUCACAACGGUUCGGACGUCCAACGCAAGUCUACGAACCUGGUACGGACCCGGGAUGUCAAACGGAGAUAUUCAGUUUACUCAGUCCCUCCCAUUAGGUCCCACGGAGGUCAAUGUGUCUCUGACCAAUUUAAAUUCACUGGCAGGAGGUUAUCAUGUUCAUAUACUACCCAUAAUAUCUGGACAAUCAAAUCCCUGCUCUGACGCAAAUAUUCGCGGACACUUCAACCCUCUGAAUUGGGACAUCCAGAACUCCCCUGCUCCUGGGGUGGGCACCUUGGAUCAGUAUGAAGUGGGCGAUUUAAGUGGGAAGUUCGGGAUGCUGACGGGGCUUAACGAGUUGCAGGACGUUUUCUCAGAUGCCAACCUGCCCCUCACAGGACCCUAUAGUAUUGUGGGGAGGUCUGUGGUGGUCCACUACACUAAUGGAUCAAGAAUGCGUUGUGCUAAUAUCAGAACAAAUACAGACACAGAGGGACAGUGGGCCAUGGCUAAGGCCGUUUUCAACACUUCUCUGAAUGGGACUGUGACGAUGCGUCAGCAAGUAUUCCCCGAUGGAAGCAGCAUGGAUACUACUGUUGAAGUGGCUUUCAAUAUAUCUAGUGGAGUGAACACUACAAAUGCUACACUGUACAUCAUGACCAAUCGAAUAGGUGAACGUGGGUGCAGUGAAAAUGGAGGAGUGUACAAUCCCUUCAACAUGACAAACAUGAGCUCUACUUGUUCAAAGGCGAAUCCGCUGAGCUGUGUCAUCGGUGAGUUUUCUUUGAGGCAAGACCCGCUCAAUCUGACCCAGAGGCAGGUCUACACUGACUCCAGGCUACCCCUCACUGGAGACUUCACUGUCGUCCAUCGAUCUCUAGCUAUAAUGUCUGGGGACACCAUAAUAGCUUGUGCAGACAUCCUGCCAGAGUCCCGUUCAGCAGAGCAGACCUUCCCUAGAGUAACAAACUUCAGCAGAUAUGACUUCAGAAGUAGAGUGGCUGAUGUUCUGCAACUACAAACAUCACGAGUCACUAUUUUGCCUGGCUCUCCUCAGUCUGCAGAUAAUGAAGAAUGCCAGAAAGUCAACUUCAUGGUAGCAGGUGAUGUUGACCCCGAGCUCCUGAACUCUGUCAAAACAAGUGAGAAGAUGGGCUUGUUUCAAGAGUCAGAUCAAUGCUUGAAAAAUGUUUCUACUGUUCAGUUCAUAGCUCCUCUGAACAUGGGCGGUGUAACGGGACAGGUGCAGUUUGACUCCGUGUCCCAGAUGGCCACCCUCAACAUCUCGGGUGCCGGCUCCUGCUCCUCUUUGAACUUGUCCCUCACUGAGUUUCCUGUCAUGUACGGAAACGUGGCUCAGCCCUGCUCUGAAAGCCACAUCGGCCGCAGAAUUUUCAACUUCUCCGCUGACGGACCGAAUUCCACCGUCAGUGUCUCCGAGCUGUUUUCCAACAGGUCACGCCUAGAUGACUAUUCACUGAUCAUACGCACUUGUGACGGCACUGAAGUCUGUGCUGUUGUUAUUGGAGAUCAGAAGCUCUUAACACGCCAGGCCAGGUUCACCGGUUCCAUCGCUGGAAAUGUUUAUUUACGCUAUACUCCCGAACUAACCAACCAGUGGCUUCUCAUGGAUCUGGUUAGAGUUGAUCUGUUUGGAGUCGAUCAGAUUGACACAAAUAAUGUUGUAAUUAGUGGCUCUUCAAGCACUGCAGCAAACUGUGAAGAAUUUCUUGGGAACAUAAAUUCUCCACCAUUAAACAAUCUCAGCGAAGUAGCUCUCUCUCCCACUAUGCGACCGCAAAAGGUUCGAUUAGAUUUGAACAACUCAAAUGAAAACACACGCUUUUUUGUCUUCUCAUAUGGAACAGUUUCCCAGUGUGCUCAAAUCGAUGAUCUACCAGGAAAACAGGUUAGCGCCAUGAUCAAUAUGAAAGGCAUAAAAGGGUAUUUUAAAUUCCAACAGGAUUCUCCCUUCAGUGUAACAGAGCUGACUGUCAAUUUGACCAACUUACAAAGCAAAGUUGGUCCGUACCAUGUUCAUCUAUUCCCCGUCCCCUCUCUUAGGAAUCCUCUUUCUAGCCUUUGUUCAAACGAUAAUAUAGGUGGACACUUUAACCCUUUUGGACUAAACACUACAGACCCAAAUUAUCCACAAGGCCCAGGGUCUACCCAUGACAGAUAUGAAAUAGGGGAUCUUGGUACAAAACACAUGUCUUUAGCAGGUUUAACUGAAUUUGAAGGCAUGUUUGAAGACUAUAACCUGCCUUUGUAUGGUCAGAACAGUAUUGUAGGUCGUUCUGUAGUUAUUCAUGAAUUAGAUGGGGCUAGAUACGUUUGUGCUAGUAUUAGCUAUCCCGGAGAGGUGGUGGUAGCUAAAGCCACAUUCUUAAGUCCCGUUGUUGGUGAAGUUUGGUUCACUCAACUUAAAAACCAUCAUCUGUCUGAUGUUUCAGUCUUUUUGGAUUUAAGUUAUGGAAAUCCAGCUACAGCACCGACCCAAAAUCACAACUGGCAUGUCCACACCUAUCCUAUAAGUUCUGAACGGGACGAUAGUGUUGGACGAUGUACCACGACAGGGGGGCAUUGGAACCCUUAUGGAGUAGACACAGAGAACAUGAACUAUAGCAUGUUCUGCAGUUCUGAGAGUCCUUUUUCUUGUGAAGUUGGAGAUUUUACGGGCAAAUUUACCACACUCAACUUGAGUGUCAAUGUGGGCAGAGUGGAGGCAAAACACUUCUUCACCGACGUAACUUCAUGGGUGCCUGGUAUUGCUGGAAGAUCUAUAGUCAUUCACCAAGCAGAACGAGCUGGCCCGAGGAUAGCUUGUGCCAAUGUCACAACGGUUCGGACGUCCAACGCAAGUCUACGAACCUGGUACGGACCCGGGAUGUCAAACGGAGAUAUUCAGUUUACUCAGUCCCUCCCAUUAGGUCCCACGGAGGUCAAUGUGUCUCUGACCAAUUUAAAUUCACUGGCAGGAGGUUAUCAUGUUCAUAUACUACCCAUAAUAUCUGGACAAUCAAAUCCCUGCUCUGACGCAAAUAUUCGCGGACACUUCAACCCUCUGAAUUGGGACAUCCAGAACUCCCCUGCUCCUGGGGUGGGCACCUUGGAUCAGUAUGAAGUGGGCGAUUUAGGUGGGAAAUUCGGGAUGCUGACGGGGCUUAACGAGUUGCAGGACGUUUUCUCAGAUGCCAACCUGCCCCUCACAGGACCCUAUAGUAUUGUGGGGAGGUCUGUGGUGGUCCACUACACUAAUGGAUCAAGAAUGCGUUGUGCUAAUAUCAGAACAAAUACAGACACAGAGGGACAGUGGGCCAUGGCUAAGGCCGUUUUCAACACUUCUCUGAAUGGGACUGUGACGAUGCGCCAGCAAGUAUUCCCCGAUGGAAGCAGCAUGGAUACUACUGUUGAAGUGGCUUUCAAUAUAUCUAGUGGAGUGAACACUACAAAUCCAUCAAUGUACAUUAUGACCAAUCGAAUAGGUGAACGUGGGUGCAGUGAAAAUGGAGAAGUGUACAAUCCCUUCAACAUGACAAACAUGAGCUCUACUUGUUCAAAGGCGAAUCCGCUGAGCUGUGUCAUCGGUGAGUUUUCUUUGAGGCAAGACCCGCUCAAUCUGACCCAGAGGCAGGUCUACACUGACUCCAGGCUACCCCUCACUGGAGACUUCACUGUCGUCCAUCGAUCUCUAGCUAUAAUGUCUGGGGACACCAUAAUAGCUUGUGCAGACAUCCUACCAGAGUCCUCUUCAGCAGAGCAGACCUUCCCUAGAGUAACAAACUUCAGCAGAUAUGACUUCAGAAGUAGAGUGGCUGAUGUUCUGCAACUACAAACAUCACGAGUCACUAUUUUGCCUGGCUCUCCUCAGUCUGCAGAUAAUGAAGAAUGCCAGAAAGUCAACUUCAUGGUAGCAGGUGAUGUUGACCCCGAGCUCCUGAACUCUGUCAAAACAAGUGAGACGAUGGGCUUGUUUCGAGAGUCAGAUCAAUGCUUGAGAGCCGCCAGUUUGCUUCUACAGCCUGGGAAACUUCUUGUCUUCGUAGUUGCUGUUGUUCUGUUACUGUGAGAAUUUUAAAAAAGACACAGGCCUAUGCCUUAAUAAUGAUGAUUAUUUAUGUUGGUGAAUUGUUGAAAAUGUUGAAUUGAAAAAAAUCAAGGAAAAAACAAGCAACCACUGCUUGCAUGAUUGUUUACAUUGUAUUUUGUAUUUAAAUCGAUAAAUGUACUGUAGCUACAUUUUUGUUUUUCACUAAACUUGUCUGUGUGUUUUUAUUUUUUAUUUUAAAUCAGUUUACCAUGCACUGCCAAGGAUUCUUUAUGUCAAAUUCACUGUAAAUGUAUGUGAAUAAAGCAUAAUUAUAUUUCUA
Molecule: messenger RNA, 9006 nt
Organism: Periophthalmus magnuspinnatus
Lineage: Eukaryota; Metazoa; Chordata; Actinopteri; Gobiiformes; Gobiidae
Gene: cusr
Product: Copper-only SOD repeat protein
Exons: 26
Coding region: 153-8705 (2850 amino acids)
Biological process (GO): superoxide metabolic process
Molecular function (GO): metal ion binding
Source: RefSeq, a predicted model, not a curated record